GUCAGAUAAUUGACAAUCAUGACCCUUGACUUAUUUUAUGGAGGAAAAAGCCUUGUCAAUUAUUGUGAUCAUUUUGUGGUUUCUCUCUCCUCAGCUGUUCAGCAGAGGCAAUGGAGACAUCAUUGAAGUCAGAGGAACCAUGUCCUAACCCUCCUCCCUACUUCCUACCAGUCCAGGGUAAAGGAGAUGACAUGAGCAUCUCUCCCUUCACUCCUCCUCCUCCACCUGGUGCUAUGGGUGGUAGCUUCAUCAACCAGACCGAUACUGGUGGUGCUAGCCCUCCCAGGCAGAGGUUUGUCCAGCACUAUGAGACAGAGCUGGGUGAUUCUCCUGGUCUCAUCAGAUGUCCUUCCUGUCAGAACCAGGUGAUGAGUGAUGUCACUCACCACUCUGGAACCUUCUCCUGGACCAUGUGCCUGGUGUUCAUCCUCUGUGGGCUGUUGCUGGGAUGCUGUCUGAUCCCGUUUGUCUUAAAGAGUUUCAAGGAUGCCUAUCACACCUGUCCUCGCUGUCGCAUGGUCCUUCACAUCCACAGGAAGAGCUGUUGCCCCAUGAGCUCUGAACCCUCCUCCCUGACCCCCCGCAUAGGGUCAGGGUACCCUGGUCACGCCUGAUAUGGAGUGUGUGUGUGUGUGUGUGUGUGUGUGGUAUAUAAUGUGUGCAUCCCAAACGGAACCCCACAGUGCACAACUUUCCACUAGGCCCCAUAGGAGUAGGACCAUAGGGCCUGGCUCUGACAAAAAGUAGUGCACCAUAUAGGGGAGACUAGCAGGGCUUAGUGCACUAUAUAGGGGAGACUGUCGCACGUCUGACACAGGGCUUAGUGCACCAUAUAGGGGAGAAUAGCAGGGCUUAGUGCACUACAUAGGGGAGACUGUCGCACGUCUGACACAGGGCUUAGUGCACUAUAUAGGGGAGACUAGCAGGGCUUAGUGCACUAUAUAGGGGAGACUAGCAGGGCUUAGUGCACUAUAUAGGGGAGACUGUAGCACGUCUGACACAGGGCUUAGUGCACUACAUAGGGGAGACUAGCAGGGCUUCGUGCACUACAUAGGGGAGACUGUAGCACGUCUGACACAGGGCUUAGUGCACUAUAUAGGGGAGACUGUAGCAGGGUUUAGUGCACUAUAUAGGGGAGACUAGCAUGGCUUAGUGCACUAUAUAGGGGAGACUGUAACAAGGUUUAGUGCACUACAUAGGGGAGACUGUAGCACGUCUGACACAGGGCUUAGUGCACUAUAUAGGGGAGACUGUAACAAGGUUUAGUGCACUACAUAGGGGAGACUGUAGCACGUCUGACACAGGGCUUAGUGCACUAUAUAGGGGAGACUGUAGCAGGGUUUAGUGCACUAUAUAGGGGAGACUGUAGCAGGGCUUAGUGCACUAUAUAGGGGAGACUGUAGCAGGGCUUAGUGCACUAUAUAGGGGAGACUGUAGCAGGGUUUAGUGCACUAUAUAGGGGAGACUGUAGCAGGGCUUAGUGCACUAUAUAGGGGAGACUGUAGCAGGGCUUAGUGCACUAUAUAGGGGAGACUGUAGCAGGGCUUAGUGCACUAUAUAGGGGAGACUGUAGCACGGUUUUGUGCACUAUAUAGGGGAGACUGUAGCAUGUCUGACACAGGGCUCAGUGCGCUAUAUAGGGGAGACUAGCAGGGUUUAGUGCACUAUAUAGGGGAGACUGUAGCACAUCUGACACAGGGCUUAGUGCACUAUAUAGGGGAGACUGUAGCAGGGCUUAGUGCACUAGAUAGGGGAGACUGUAGCAGGGCUUAGUGUACUAUAUAGGGGAGACUGUAGCAGGGCUUAGUGUACUAUAUAGGGGAGACUGUAGCAGGGCUUAGUGCACUAUAUAGGGGAGACUGUAGCACGGCUUAGUGCACUAUAUAGGGGAGACUAGCAGGGUUUAGUGCACUAUAUAGGGGAGACUGUAGCAGGGCUUAGUGCACUAUAUAGGGGAGACUAGCAGGGUUUAGUGCACUAUAUAGGGGAGAAUGUAGCACAUCUGACACAGGGCUUAGUGCACUAUAUAGGGGAGACUGUAGCAGGGCUUAGUGCACUAGAUAGGGGAGACUGUAGCAGGGCUUAGUGCACUAGAUAGGGGAGACUGUAGCAGGACUUAGUGCACUAUAUAGGGGAGACUGUAGCAGGGUUUAGUGUACUAUAUAGGGGAGACUGUAGCAGGGCUUAGUGUACUAUAUAGGGGAGACUGUAGCAGGGCUUAGUGUACUAUAUAGGGGAGACUGUAGCAGGGCUUAGUGCACUAUAUAGGGGAGACUGUAGCACAUCUGACACAGGGCUUAGUGCACUAUAUAGGGGAGACUGUAGCAAGGCUUAGUGCACUAUAUAGGGGAGACUGUAGCAGGGCUUAGUCCACUAUAUAGGGGAGACUGUAGCACAUCUGACACAGGGCUUAGUGCACUAUAUAGGGGAGACUGUAGCAGGGCUUAGUGCACUAUAUAGGGGAGACUGUAGCACAUCUGACACAGGGUUUAGUGUACUAUAUAGGGGAGACUGUAACAGUGUUUAGUGCACUAUAUAGGGGAGACUGUAGCAGGGCUUAGUGGAACUAUAUAGGGGAGACUGUAGCAGGGCUUAGUGGAACUAUAUAGGGGAGACUGUAGCAGGGCUUAGUGUACUAUAUAGGGGAGACUGUAGCAGGGCUUAGUGUACUAUAUAGGGGAGACUGUAGCAGGGCUUAGUGUAAUAUAUAGGGGAGACUGUGGCAGGGUUUAGUGCACUAUAUAGGGGAGACUGUAGCAGGGUUUAGUGUACUAUAUAGGGGAGACUGUAGCAGGGCUUAGUGUAAUAUAUAGGGGAGACUAGCAGGGCUUAGUGUACUAUAUAGGGGAGAUUAGCAUGUUUGACACAGGGCUUCGUGCACUAUAUAGGGGAGACUGUAACAGGGCUUAGUGUACUAUAUAGGGGAGAUUAGCAUGUUUGACACAGGGCUUCGUGCACUAUAUAGGGGAGACUGUAACAGGGCUUAGUGCACUAUAUAGGGGAGACUGGAGUAUGUCUGACGCAGGGUUUAUAUCGUCUCAUCUCUACAGCACCGCCUGUUGGUGUCUGACGCAGGGCUUAUAUCGUCUAGUCUCUAUAGCACCGCCUGUUGGUGUCUUAGGCAGGGUUUAUAUCGUCUCGUCUCUACAGCACCGCCUGUUGGUGUCUGACGCAGGGCUUAUAUCGUCUAGUCUCUAUAGCACCGCCUGUUGGUGUCUUAGGCAGGGUUUAUAUCGUCUCGUCUCUACAGCACCGCCUGUUGGUGUCUUAGGCAGGGUUUAUAUCGUCUCGUCUCUACAGCACCGCCUGUUGGUGUCUUACGCAGGGUUUAUAUCGUCUCGUCUCUACAGCACCGCCUGUUUGUCUGACGCAGGGUUUAUAUCGUCUCGUCUCUACAGCACCGCCUGCUGGUGUCUGACGCAGGGUUUAUAUCGUCUCGUCUCUACAGCACCGCCUGCUGGUGUCUGACGCAGGGUUUAUAUUGUCUCGUCUCUACAGCACCGCCUGCUGGUAUCUGAUGCAGGGUUUAUAUCGUCUCUACAGCACCGCCUGCUGGUAUCUGACGCAGGGUUUAUAUCGUCUCGUCUCUACAGCACCGCCUGCUGCCUAAUCUGUGAUGUUACCUUUUAAACAAUGUCUUUCUUUUUCAACGUGUUCUGUGAAGACUUAAUAAAAUAAUAAAUCAAUCAGCUUUUUAACAUGUCCCAGUUGAUCUGUGUGUUAUCUGGAAUAACUUUUGAAAAUGAUGAAUUAUUAAAGAACCAAUGAACACCUA
Molecule: messenger RNA, 3775 nt
Organism: Oncorhynchus keta (chum salmon)
Lineage: Eukaryota; Metazoa; Chordata; Actinopteri; Salmoniformes; Salmonidae
Product: lipopolysaccharide-induced tumor necrosis factor-alpha factor homolog
Exons: 6
Coding region: 111-614 (167 amino acids)
Molecular function (GO): zinc ion binding
Source: RefSeq, a predicted model, not a curated record